Molecule: messenger RNA, 3505 nt
Organism: Talpa occidentalis (Iberian mole)
Lineage: Eukaryota; Metazoa; Chordata; Mammalia; Eulipotyphla; Talpidae
Gene: NFIX
Product: nuclear factor I X
Exons: 11
Coding region: 77-1561 (494 amino acids)
Biological process (GO): regulation of transcription by RNA polymerase II
Cellular component (GO): nucleus
Molecular function (GO): DNA-binding transcription factor activity, RNA polymerase II-specific; RNA polymerase II cis-regulatory region sequence-specific DNA binding
Source: RefSeq, a predicted model, not a curated record
CGCCCCCAACUCACAACUCUGUUGAGUCCAGAAGCUCAGAAUCGGGGCGUUGGGCUUUGCCGGGUGCUUCAGAUCAAUGGAUGAGUUCCACCCGUUCAUCGAGGCGCUGCUGCCUCACGUCCGCGCCUUCUCCUACACCUGGUUCAACCUGCAGGCGCGGAAGCGCAAGUACUUCAAGAAGCACGAGAAGCGGAUGUCGAAGGACGAGGAGCGGGCGGUGAAGGACGAGCUGCUGGGUGAAAAGCCCGAGAUCAAGCAGAAGUGGGCAUCCCGGCUGCUGGCCAAGCUGCGCAAAGACAUCCGGCCCGAGUUCCGAGAGGACUUUGUGCUGACCAUCACAGGCAAGAAGCCCCCCUGCUGCGUGCUUUCCAACCCCGACCAGAAGGGCAAGAUCCGGCGGAUUGACUGCCUGCGCCAGGCCGACAAGGUGUGGCGGCUGGACCUGGUCAUGGUGAUUUUGUUUAAGGGGAUCCCCCUGGAAAGUACUGAUGGGGAGCGGCUCUACAAGUCGCCCCAGUGCUCGAACCCCGGCCUGUGCGUCCAGCCACAUCACAUUGGAGUCACAAUCAAAGAACUGGAUCUUUAUCUGGCUUACUUUGUCCACACUCCCGAAUCCGGACAAUCAGAUAGUUCAAACCAGCAAGGAGAUGCGGACAUCAAACCACUGCCCAACGGGCACUUAAGUUUCCAGGACUGUUUUGUGACUUCCGGAGUCUGGAAUGUGACGGAGCUGGUGAGAGUAUCACAGACACCUGUUGCAACAGCAUCAGGGCCUAACUUCUCACUGGCAGACCUGGAGAGUCCCAGCUACUACAACAUAAACCAGGUGACCUUGGGGCGGCGGUCCAUCACCUCCCCUCCUUCCACCAGCACCACCAAGCGCCCCAAGUCCAUCGAUGACAGCGAGAUGGAGAGCCCUGUUGACGACGUCUUCUAUCCUGGGACAGGCCGCUCUCCAGCAGCUGGCAGCAGCCAGUCCAGUGGAUGGCCCAAUGAUGUGGAUGCAGGCCCGGCUUCUCUAAAGAAGUCAGGAAAGCUGGACUUCUGCAGCGCCCUCUCCUCUCAGGGCAGCUCCCCGCGCAUGGCUUUCACUCACCACCCACUGCCUGUGCUUGCUGGAGUCAGACCAGGGAGUCCCCGGGCCACAGCGUCGGCACUGCACUUCCCCUCCACGUCCAUCAUCCAGCAGUCGAGCCCGUAUUUCACACACCCGACCAUCCGCUACCACCACCACCAUGGGCAAGACUCGCUUAAGGAAUUCGUGCAGUUUGUGUGCUCCGAUGGCUCGGGCCAGGCCACUGGACAGCCCAACGGUAGCGGCCAGGGCAAAGUCCCGGGGUCAUUUUUGCUACCGCCGCCGCCUCCAGUGGCCAGACCUGUGCCCCUUCCUAUGCCUGAUUCCAAAUCCACCAGCACUGCCCCAGACGGCGCCGCCUUGACUCCUCCAUCACCUUCAUUCGCAACGACAGGCGCCUCCCCUGCCAACCGGUUUGUCAGCAUCGGACCCCGGGACAGCAACUUUCUGAACAUCCCACAGCAGUCUCAGUCCUGGUUCCUCUGAUAAGAUCGACAAAAGAAAUGACAAAAUGAAAAGAAGAGGUUCCUCAAAAGGGGGGAGAAGAAAUUUUGGAACAUGGAAAAAUCCCCCUGCCCAGCCCAGCCCCACCGAAAAGCAAAAAUUAGACGUCGUCAGCCACUCAACCCUUCUCUCCUCCAGCCCGGGGACCCCCGCAGGCCCCCAGAAGCAGCCCAGUUCUCAGAGAGCCCUCAGAAGAGGUCUCAGAGGAGCUGAGCACCAGCAGCCAAGCAGAAAGCAACAUGCAAAGCAGACUCUGUCAAGUACAGGACAGCAAGCAAGAAAGUAUGCAGGGGAACUGCCUGCCUCCCUGUCCUGUCUGGUCCAGGCCUCCUGGGGAAGGAACAAAAUCCCCAAACAACCAGCACCAUUUUGAAAGGGCCUGGGCCCUACCCUCACCCUUGGGAAACCCCACCCUUGACUUUUGCUGGAGCUUCAGUAGGUAGCUUGGAGGACCAGCUUGUAAGGAUGUUGGGGUGUAGUUCCCAAGGGCUUCCCAACAGCGCCCCCUCCAGGGUGUGACCCAUCCCUCCCCCUCACUGCCUUCAGCUCUGGCUUCUUCCCCUGUUGCUUGGGACCAGGGGAGGUAGGUGACCUCCAAGACCCCUGCCCCACUUGAGUUAGAACACCUCCCCCCCGGGGUGGGCAGGGAGCUAAUUCUGUGUUCCUGGAAUGGAGGGUAUUCUGCCAUCCCACCCUGAGUCUCGGGGGCAGUUCUGGGCCCCAGAUCCCUAUGUACAGUCCAUAGGAAAAAGUGGGAAUGCUCUCGACGGCACCGUCUCAGCCAGGGACAGGCCCCCUCUUCCUUCUCUCUGUAGGCUGGGAGGGUCACUCUUCUGCCAGGCUAGUGAGGGGAGGCAGCCCCCAGGUUGCCCCCACACCCCAGCCCCGCAUGCAGGUAUUCUCGCUCUGCCCGCCCCAUCGGUCCUUGUCCCUGCCCCUCACGCAGUCAGCCCUGCUGUGGCCGGGCCAGAUAAUGGAGCAGAAAGGGGACCCCACAGCCAUGCGAGGAGGACCAGGCAGCUGCCGCUGCUGUGGCUAAGCUGCCACCUGCGCUAGGUAGGCGUCCUGCUUGCCAACUUACAGUUCCUUUGGAGGGUGUUGGGUGUCGUCCGUCAUUUUUCAAAAGUGUUUUGGAGCUUUCCCGGUCCCCCUUCCACUUCCCCCAUCCUGCCCCUGUGGCCACCUCUUUCUGGAUUUUAGCUGUAAAGUCUUUACUCUUUAUUUAGGGGUAGGGCAUUCAUUGUUUGGGUCUUUUGCUGUUGCAAUUGGGAAUUCCUCCCCCAUUUGAGCAACUUGGGAACAAUUUGGUAACACGCCACAGGAAGUAGCUCUCCCCACCCCUGCUGCCCCCUCCUUCCCCAAGGGAUGGUUGGGGGCCUGACCAGAGGGUCUUCAGAAGCCCCCCCUGGAGGGAGGGGAGCAUGAGCACGCCCAGUCCCCCCUCCAGGGUGUGGCCUGGCCCCUCUGGCUUGUCUUUCUGUGCCUUACUCCCUCCUCCCUGCAUCUGCCCUUCUUGGUCCCCUUCUGAGUCCUUGUGCCUCUCUCUCUCUUUCUCUUUCUUAACUGUAGGAAAACACAAAGCACAGGUCAGGAUCCUCUGAAAGUCAAUCAACCCAACAUUGCACCGUAGGGGUGGGUUAUGGGCUUUAUUUAUAUUGUGAGUCUAGUUUGUAAGGCUGUGGCCCCGAGCAGGCCGGGAGGGAAGGAGGAGAGGGGGCCCUCUGGGGAAGGGAGGCGAGCCCUUACCUGGGGCGGCUGGGGCCCGCAAUUGGCGCCACCUCCCCAGCUGGAAGUCACGAAGCGGUAGUCCCCGGGGUGGCUUUUGUUGGAAGUUGAGUGGAGCCCCUCCCCCAUCCGCCUGCAGCCCGGAGAGGACCGGGACUGAGAAGUGGGGCGCUGGGGGUCCUGCGGGAGCCUGGAGGGUAG